UUAAAAGUUUCAUGUACAUUUAUACAUACAAAAGCAUAAGUAUCAGACUUCGUAUAAGAUUGAUAUACAUGACCGAUUUUUAAUUUAAAUCGUCAUGUGUGGAACAAAGAGUAUAAUGUUGGGGUCUUCGUAACGACGUAACCAAACACGUAUUAAAAGUAACACUCACGUAACUUUUAGCUGAUUCACAAAGACGUACUUGUGCCUUUACCUGAAGAUUAGUUAAAUAUUAAACGAAUGUCCCCAGUUCUAUGAAAUAUAGUUACAGUCCAAGACAACAACUUUAUUAGUUCAAGGAAUCCAGUUUCCUUCUGUGACACUUGUGUUCAAAUAUAAACUUUGUAUGGAUUGACAGAUAAACGAAGCAACCUUAAUAUUUGGGUACGUGUCAAUAAGCAAAGGCACUUUAUUUGUGAGGGACAAUAUGAUCGGCCAGAGGCACUUAUGCAGUUUUUCCACAUUUUUGGGUAAUGUUUUAUAAAUAGCCUUACGACGCAAAGACAACAAUUCAUGAUUAAUUUUGUAUAAAUUUCUGACUUGCUAAUGUUUACAGAAACGAACUUCUCGUUUGAGUGAGCGUAGUCAUCGUCACCAGAAGUGGGCGGAAGAGAGUCAGAUAUCUCAACUUUCGGUUCCGAACGAAAUUGAUGAGAACUCGGUUGAUGACGUCAGCUUGGGGACGGAUAUUGUGAGCCAAGAGAUUGAAGAUAUGAAAACAGGUAACUCUGCCGAACAACAGCUGGAAGAGGCAAGGAACGAAAUUUCACACUUGCAAACACAGUGGCACGAGGUGGACAAUAAAUUACAGACGAUGAUUGACGAAAACGAAAAAUUAAAAGAAGCGAUUCAAGUUCACCAAGAAGCGGAAACUGCAGCAGCAUUAGAGCUUGAGAGUCUGAUGAAUAAACUGGAUCUUGAAUAUCAAGUGAGAAAACGAGCAGAAACAUUGGCAGCAAAGAUGUACGGGGAAAAUAAAUCGUGGCAGAAACAAAGCGUGAUGCGAAAGAAGAGUGAUGGUAGAGAUAGUGAUGCAAAAGAGAAGGCGCUCAAUGAUGCUCUGGAGGAAGUGAAACGAUUGAGUGAAGAACUCGAAGAGGAAAAAAUAUUGAACCAGCAAAAAAUUGAAGAGUUACAAGAAAUAAUCGACUCUUCAUCUGAUCGUCAAGACGAAGUUGAUGAGCUAAAGAGGAGAGAAGACCAACUUUUGUUCAAGCUUCGGGAUGUUACAAAUGAGAAAGACCUUCUCAUAAAGAAGUGUAACCAAUUGGAAGAUGAUCUAGUAAAAGCGAAGAGGCAACCUCGAUCUUUACGACCUGCUCCCCCUCCUCCUAACAUUCCUCCUCCCACUCCCAUCCCUGCGCCUCCCCCUCCUCCUGGUGUUGCUUCAAACGGAAAGAGUUUAGAUCCACUAAGUAAAUUAAAACAACUCGUCUACCAACGAAAAGCUGCAAGGGGAGCUCUCGGCGGUAAGAAAGUGAACCCAAACGAACGUAAGCAGGUCACACACGGGCUGAUGGUGUACGCAGAUGCCAUGGAUGAAAUGAUGCAACGAAUCAAGACUGGCAACGUCGGACUGAAGAAAGUUCGACGCUACAGUGAAAUACCUGAAGGGGGUGAUUAUAAAGAAACGGAAAAAUAUGGAACCCUUGGCCCGUCAGCAUCAGGACAGUUUAAUGACGGACUGGAUGACUUAAAAGAGGGCGACGUUUUCUCUGCUCUGAGAAAGGGCUUGAAACCGCCAGGCACCAACACCUUGGGCGUUAGCGGAAGAAAGACAUCGGAGCCAGCAGUACCGAUGCACAUACGCCAACAACUUCGCAAAUUACACACAACAGAUUCGGAUGAUAUGGAACUUGAGCAAAGUAAUGAGAACAUGCUGCCCCCUUCAAGAGGAUUACACCGUAAUGUACAAUGCAGUGUGCGACACCCGAAAGAAAUUUCUCCUGAGCUGCAAAAAAUUCUGGAUGCCAAACGGGCAAAAGCAAAAAAACAACAGCAAAGCGUGGAAACGGAAGAAAGCUUAUAAGAAAAGACAUUUUAGCAUCGUAAUCACUGAAGUGCUAAUUUAGACUAUAGAUAUAAACCUUACAUAUAGCGUUGUACCGAUUAUAAGACUUCCGCUACAAAUUUUGGGGACCCAAGUUAUGUUGGCUCCAAAGCGUGCUGUAUAGUAGGGUGCGGAAGAUAUCGUCCAAUUUGGUAGUAAACAAAAAGUAUUCAAGAAUUAGAAAACCGUAUCCCCACGACUCCAUAGAACCUUGUUAAUUGUUUAAAACACGAUAAUUGGAUAUUAAGAGCUAUAGGUGUCCCAUCUCCCCCACCCUACUAUAUAUUGUUACUUUUAGUAUUGUGAAUACCAAGCACUACUAUGCAUAUGAAAAAAAAUAUGUAAAAGCAAAAUUACUUUUAAUAAUAAGUCGGUCGUGUUUGCAAAUGAAAAUAGUACAAAAGUAUGAUCAUAAAGUCGUAUUAUUAAACCAUGGUUAUAAUUUUCGAACGAUGACGAAAAAAGGUUUCAUGUUAAAAAAGAAAAUCUAAAAAUUCUGCGGCGACCUAACAAUUAACCUACUUAGAUUUGAACGUCCGUAACAGACAGACGUAUCAAUGUUGAAGAUAACGUUGCGAAAUUCCAGUUGCUUACCAACACAAAACAACAAAAUGCUUAAAUUUUGUGCAUGUUUAUUUGAUUUAUGUAGUUUAUCAUAAAAGAGCACAACAAUAUGAAAGCAAAGGUGCAGAGCUGCUUCUGCAACUUCACAGUUCAGCAGCAAAUUGAGCAAGGACCGCACUGGGCAAGAAAGAAACAAAGAACACUAGAACGAGUGAAACAACAGUGGUGGGGGGGGGGG
Messenger RNA from Ciona intestinalis (vase tunicate), 2849 nucleotides. The record is from RefSeq and is a predicted model, not a curated record. Lineage: Eukaryota; Metazoa; Chordata; Ascidiacea; Phlebobranchia; Cionidae.